AUGAGCCAGCCACAGGAAAAGACAAUCCCUCCAGUGGAAGUGGAGACGAUGGAUGCCAAUAUCCAGAAACCACCCAUUGCGACCCUGUCAGCAGGUGAUCUGGAUGUCGGUGCAAGCUUGAUUCAGAAUCAUGACACUAGUUUCACUGAGGACGAGGAGAAGAAGGUUCUCAGGAAGAUCGAUUGGCAUAUCAUUCCUCUCGCUGCCUGGGCUUGCGGCCUUCAAUAUGUUGACAAGUCUGGACUUGGAGCUGCAGCAACAUACGGUCUUCGUGACGACCUGCACCUUGUGGGCCAGGAGUUUUCCUGGUGUGUUUCGAUGUUUUACUUCGGCUAUCUAGCAGGCUCCUUCCUGGCUGGUCGAUGCUUGCAGUAUUUCCAUGCUGGCAAGGUCAUCGGUGUUGCUUACUUCGUCUGGGGUUGCACCUUGUUGGGAUGCGUCGGUGCGAAAAACUUCGGAACGUUGCUUGCGCUCCGAUUCCUGCUUGGACUGUUCGAGUCAGCUCUCGUGCCUGGCACCACCAUGUGGUACAGACAGCGAGAACAAUCACUUCGCUUCGGUCUUUGGACUGCCACCAAUGGGCUUUUGCCGGUUCCCUUUCUGGUCAUCUAUUGGGGUCUCGGUCAUGUUGAGUCUGGCCCAUUGACCAGCUGGCGCUUGAUUUUCUUGUUACUUGGAUUAUUGAGCUGUGCCACUGGGGCCAUCCUCUAUCUCUGGAUGCCAGACUCACCCAUCACGGCAAAAUGGCUCAGCGAGAGAGAAAAGACCAUUGCCGUGAAACGUCUAGUUGAUGACCAGUUAGGAGUCAAGAACACCCAUUUCAAAUGGGCGCAAGCAAGAGAAUGCGCCACCGAUUGGCGGUUCUGGAUGAUGGUUCUUCAGAUGUUCUUCUCCCAGGCCGCAGGAAACGUCACCACGAAUUUCCUCGGGAUUAUCAUCAAAGGAUUUGGAUACACAGCAUUGAAGGCACAGCUAUACACAGCUCCAAACUUCGCCAUACAGUUCGCAAUGGUCCUGGUUGUUUGCGCCCCGCCAUCACUCAGCCCACGGUUCCGAAACAUGAAGCAAGUCAUAACAGCGACGGCCAGCCUUGUCGCCGUGAUAGGGAUUGUCCUAUUGUACGUGACACCGGCUGAGGAGCAGUACAAGACUCGUCGGUUGGCGUCAUGCAUCAUCAUCUCCUUCCACACUCCCAAUUAUACAGCCAUCAUGGCGACCAUUGGUAGCAACACAUCUGGAUUCACGCGGCGCCAGCUUUCGACCUCGAUGGCUUUCUUCCUCUACUGCGUCAUCAACAUUAUUACGCCUCAGACCUUCUUGGGCUCUGAGUCACCUCGAUACCAUACUGGUCUCGGAUUUGUCCUUGGGAUGCUCUCUGUGUUUAUCGUACUAGCAUACUCCACGGCACUCUUCCUGAAACUUGAGAAUAAUCGUCGUGACAAGAAGGCUAUGACCAAUCCGGAGUAUGCCGCCGGCGAAAAGAACUUCGAUGAAAUGUCUGGUCUUAGAGACCAAACGGAUAUUCAGAACAAGCAUUUUCGUUAUUCAGGAUAA
Messenger RNA from Exophiala bonariae, 1554 nucleotides. RefSeq lists its product as uncharacterized. Gene Ontology annotation, cellular component: membrane. NCBI's taxonomy places the organism in Eukaryota, Fungi, Ascomycota, Eurotiomycetes, Chaetothyriales, Herpotrichiellaceae. Gene Ontology annotation, biological process: transmembrane transport. The record is from RefSeq and is a predicted model, not a curated record. The transcript has 14 exons. Bases 1 to 1554 code for a protein of 517 amino acids. Gene Ontology annotation, molecular function: transmembrane transporter activity.